UCAUCAUCGUCAUCACCUAUACUAAUUCAAGCACGGAUUAGCCGGAUCUGAAUCGAUCGUCAACUGGUCGCCCAUGGCCGCGCCGAACCACCACGCCGACGAGCCGCCAGCGAGCGCGCCGGCUUCGCCCACGGCUGGACCAGGUGCAGCGCCUGAUCAAGACCCUACUGGCCGGAGGGGGAUGGUGCGCCGCUGCGUCCGCACGCUGCUCUCCCUCCACGAGGACCGCCGGAACGAGCGCGUCCUCUCCGCCAUGAUGACGCGCCUGGCGACGAUGGAGUCGCCCGCGGGCGACGUCCCCGCGGCGCCUGGGGACGCGUCGUCGGCGGAGCAUGCUCAGCUGGCGGAGCUGAUCGAGAAGAUGGAGCUGUCGUUCAAGGACUGAAACUGAUUGGUGGAGAUCGACACUCAUUAUUGCUAGGGUUUAUGCUAAUAACGACGCCAUGGUUUGUCAGAGGGCAGAUGGCAUCAGAGAAGAAGAGGCUACUGAUGAUAGCAACACACAACUAUGUACAGGAGUGGGCUCUGGUUGCAGAACUGAAUCCAAUUUAGCCCGCUGUGGCAGUGUAUCCUCUUGUUUGUUUUUCACUUUGUUAUUUUUCUGAGGAACAAUAUUGUUGGUUAGGAUUGGGGACCUGAUAAUAUUGUUGGAUCUGUGAGCAGAGUGGUUGUGACAAAUUGUGUGCUCCUGCAUGUCUCCAUCAUCAGUACCCAGCUCCAAUGCCAACCAAUGCAAGGUUUGACA
This is a messenger RNA of Panicum virgatum (switchgrass), 745 nucleotides long. RefSeq lists its product as uncharacterized. The transcript has 2 exons. NCBI's taxonomy places the organism in Eukaryota, Viridiplantae, Streptophyta, Magnoliopsida, Poales, Poaceae. The coding region runs from base 74 to 385 and encodes 103 amino acids. The record is from RefSeq and is a predicted model, not a curated record.